AUGUACAGCCGAGGUUGGAGAAAUCACAGCUCUGUAACUAAGUUUAUCCGCCUGGGCUUCUCCAGAAAUCCUAGGACCAACUGGAUCCUUUUCUUCCUCUUCCUCUUCCUUUACUUAUUUACAGUCCUGGGCAAUGGGUUCAUUGUUACCCUGAUCAGAGUAGAUGCACGCCUUCACACCCCCAUGUACUUCUUCCUCAGUAUCCUCUCUCUCCUGGAUCUCAGCUAUGCCACCACCACAGUGCCCCAGAUGUUGGUCCAUCUAAUAAGCAAGAAUAAGACCAUCUCCUAUGUUGGGUGUGUUGUCCAGAUGUACAUUUUCCUGACCUUGGGCAUCACUGAAACCUGGAUUUUUGCAGCCAUGGCCUAUGACAGAUAUGUUGCCAUAUGCUAUCCACUCCACUAUAGAGUCAAGAUGAGCCAAACCCUCUGUGUACUCCUGGCAGUCAGCUCUGCCCUUUAUGGUCUUACCUGUGCCAUUGUCUACACGAUCUUCGCAAUGAAUCUGCCCUAUUGUGGCCCCAAUGAAAUCAACCACUUCUUUUGUGAAAUUCCUGCUGUCUUGAUGUUGGCCGGUGCAGAUACAUCUCUUAAUGACCAAGUGGACUUUAUCUUGGGUUUCUUCUUGCUCCUGAGCCCAUUAUCCCUCAUCCUGGCCUCCUAUGUUUGUAUGUUCAUGACUAUUCUAAAGAUUCGCUCCACCCAGGGGCAAAUCAAGGCCUUUUCCACCUGUGCCUCACAUAUCAUUGUGGUCACCAUGUUCUGUAUUCCAUGCAUGGUCAUGUAUAUGAGGCCUGGCUCUGAAGCCUCCCCAGAAGAUGACAAGAAGUUGGCCCUGUUCUACAAUGUCAUUUCUGCCUUUCUCAACCCCAUCAUCUACAGCCUCCAGAACAAGGAUGUGAAGAGGGCUUUCCUCAAGUUAAUCAGAAGGAAUGAAGACACUCAAUAG
This is a messenger RNA of Ceratotherium simum simum (southern white rhinoceros), 948 nucleotides long. RefSeq names its product olfactory receptor 2D3-like. Gene Ontology annotation, biological process: G protein-coupled receptor signaling pathway. Gene Ontology annotation, molecular function: olfactory receptor activity; G protein-coupled receptor activity. The record is from RefSeq and is a predicted model, not a curated record. Lineage: Eukaryota; Metazoa; Chordata; Mammalia; Perissodactyla; Rhinocerotidae. Gene Ontology annotation, cellular component: membrane.